CGGUCGGUGGAGUUAGAAAAGGAUGUGAGCGGGAGGCGGCGGCGCAGAGGGCGCGGAGCAUCCCGUCCGUGCGCCCGGCGGCGGACGGAUCGGGGCUUCGUUGCGGGGCAGGAGCCGCCGACAUGGAGGACUUCUACGAUCCGGAGCACCCGACCCCUGACACGGCUUUCACACAGAAGGAUCCCAGUGGACAUCAAAUGGCUAAUGCGUCCAGCAGCGCUGAAAUUGCAGUCACCUCUGAGGUGGAAAGGGACCACAGGUGCAUCUUUGCAAAGAAUAUGGAUGGGUCUGAAGAGGUAGAAAGGGAAGAAGAUAAUGAGGGCAAGAGCGAAAAUGUCCAGAAACCCGGCUUUCUCAAAGGCCCCGUCUUCAAAGGAGUGGCAUCGAGCCGUUUCUUACCCAAAGGCACCCGGACAAAAGUGAAUCUGGAGGAACAAGGGAGGCAGAAAGUGUCCUUCAGCUUCAGCUUUACCAAGAAGACGUUGCCAAACCGGUUUCUGGCUGCGUUGGGGAACGAGAAGUCCAGCGAAAGCCCAGGCACGUCACUUUCACCCCUUCCGAGUGACUUCACUUCUAAGCUGAAAGCAGAACUCGACGAUCCCUUGGGAACCCCCGAGGAAUUUUCUCCCCCAAAGCCGAAGGCGGAACUGGGCAAGAUUCAUUUCAAGAAACAUUUGCUAAACGUUACCACGAAACCUUUCCCAGUCUCUGCAUUGCCACCGGCCCCAGUAGCUUCACUGCCGCUUGCUGCAGCAGAAUUGGGGGAGAUGCCAUCAUCCCCUCCUCCCCCUCCUCCCCCUUUCCCCCCACCACCUCCCCCUCCUCCGCAAAUAAAACCAGCUCCCACAACAGUGCUGAUUCCAGGAGGUGCACCCCAAGUUGCAAUACCGGCCCCCGUCGCCCCUCUCUUGACAUCCCCUGUAGAAACUGUCAUCCGAACAAUAAAAGAACCAUCACUCAGCCCACCACAGCAGGCUUUGGAACUACAAAACACUGUGCUCGGGGACUCUGAAGAACAUCUGGUUCCAGGUGUUUCUGAGGAAGUCGAACCAGCAUUGGUGAAAAGGCAUUCCCACAUUGGGAAGGAAGAAGAAAUUGCAGACAUCUCCAAGGGUACCCCAAGUUCAAAGAAGCCGAGGAGGAAGUUCUCAUUGUCAGAGGGGGCGUUGCCAGGAUCUGAGUCGGAUGAAGAUUCAGUGAGGACCUCCUCAAGUCAGCGGUCCCACGAAAUCAAGGCAACAGCCAGCUCGGAGAAGGAAAAGGAUUCACGGAAAAGCUCUGUGGCUUCAAAAAUGGAAGAGCCGCCAAAGGUCUCUUCGCGGUCUAGAUCGGAAAGGGAUGACAAGUAUUCCAGCUAUUCCCGAUCGGAGAGAGAUUCGAGGUACUCCUCACGGUCCAGAUCAGAGAGGGAGAGGAGGCGAAGCCGCUCCCGUUCUAGAUCUGAAAGGGGUUCUAGAACCAGCUCGUCUUAUUCUAGAUCCGAGCGGUCCCAUUACUACGAUUCUGACCGGAGAUACCCCAGAAGCUCACCGUACAGAGAGAAGACGCGGUACUCCCGUUCUUACAUGGACAGCCGGGUGCGAGAGAGUUCCGAUUCGGAAGAAGAGUAUCGGAGGGUGCAUUCUAGAUUGUCUACAGAUUCACGGCAUGCGUCUUCUCAUUCCUCAUCUUACAGAGAUUCCAGGACCUCGUCCUCUUAUUCAAAGUCAGAGAGGGAAAGCAGCAAGACAGAUUCCACUUAUCCUGACAUGGAGAGAAGAGGAAAGCAGGCCAGGUCAGAAAGAGAAACACGAAGGAUUUCCGAAAGUGACAUAUCAAAAAGGUCCUCACCCGUCAACGAGCCGCGACAUCGGCGGGAAGCCUCCCAUUCUAAAGCAGAAGGCAGUGGGAAUUCGUCCCGAUCCAAGUCCACCUCUUCCAAGACAUCUGCGCCCAAGUCAGAUAAAUUUAAGAGUUCUUUCUGUUGUACAGAAUCUGAGGACGUCAAAGAUCAGUCUAAUUGUGUAGACUCAGAGACUUCUGGUGUAUCAGGUUGUGAAACGAAAACUGCUCUUACCCAGAAGCCAGAAAUGGAGAGGACUGUCUCUCCAGUAAGUCAGUUCAGUGACUCACUGACAUUCAGAAAGCUAGAUGAAUCAAAAAUGGGUUCUCCUCUUUCUAUGGUAAAUGAACUUGCAGGAAUCGAUAGCCAUAUCAGUAUUAAGGACACGGGAUCUUUAGAUAAAGUAAGACACGAGCAAUUAAGGACAUCUUCUCCAGUAGAACUGGAUAUAAAUGGGUCCCCAGAACGGAGGACCCGGAAGAGGUUAUCUUCUUCCUUUGAAGUAGACGAGAUCGACCUGUCUUCUGAUGAUAAUUUAGAUGAAUCUGAGCUACACCCUCGAGCCAAAAGUCCUAAGCUAUCAUCAAACGGUCUCCAAACCCUGUCUCUACCCAAAGGGUACAAUCCAGAUGAGCCUGUCAUUUUUUCUGGUGAAUCCAACGUCCAGUUGCUGGAAGUAAAAAUGGAGGUUUCAAAUCCUUCUUCAUCUGAAUGUGUAUCUUCUUUUACCAAGCAGGUCAGUCACUCUAAAACCUUGCCUAAAGAAGGGAGUGAUCCAACAGAUUCCUCUUGUAAAACCAAAGAUCCCGCCCCUUGCUACUUGCCAGAUGACACCUCUGUUUCUUUGUCUUAUUCAGAAAUUGAAAUUGAAGUGGAGCCUUCAGACACAGAAGCUGCUCAAGAACCUCCUAUGGGCAUUCACACAGAGAUCCCCACUCAAACAUUCACAUCGGUUAAUGUAGAAGAUCAAAAUCCAUCCGAGUUGGCUCAGGAAAAUGAGAAAUACGCAGGUUUCAGUUCAGCGGAGCCCACACCAGUCGGAGGUUUUACAACAGAAGAGUAUAUUGUGGAAGUAGACAAUCAGCAACAACCAACUUCUGAAAAUGUGCUCCAUCUGGAGACACCCAUCCAACAGACGGCUAAAGAAGUCUUAAAAUGCCCUGAAGUUUUCCUUGAGUUAGAUGUCCUGCCUGCAGAUUCCAUUGUCCAAAAAGCAAAAUCUCCUUUGAAAAAUGAGCAUUGUUAUUAUUUAGAGAUGCCAGUGAAGGAACCCGAGAAGGUUCCUGAGAAGGAAGAACUUGAGGAGAAAGAUGAAGUAGUCUUUGAUGAAGGGAUGACGUCCGACUUAGACAAAGCAGCUCCUGGAGUUUUGGUGAUGAAAGACAAAGAGGACUCUCUGAUGGAAUCCGCCUUUUCAGAAGUGUUGUCCCCUUCUUGUCAAAUUGUCGUCACCGUAGAGGAAACAGAAACCAUAGAAGAAGAGCCCAGAUAUGGAAGCAGCAGCAAUAGUCCAGAAAUCUCUUCCGUCCACAACGAAGAUUAUUCCGAUACGGCCGAAAGCGCGAGUGAACAUCUGAGCGACGAGAGCGAGAGCGAGGACUCUGAUUCGGAUGAUAGCAGUGUUCCCAGGAACCGCCUUCAAUCCGUGGUGGUUAUUCCAAAAAAUUCCACCCUAACUCUGGAAGAGAGCAGCUCGUGUUCUUCACGGAACAGCCAGAGUAAUCGACGUUACAUGGACCCUUGGGAAGACAGCCGGCCCGAGUCUACCAAGCCAUUCUGUGAAGAUGUGCCGGAUAGCUUGGAACUGAAUAACAACCUGUCAAAUGAAACCAGAACUUUGCCUUCUAGAGAGUCAGAGAGAAGCGUAGCAAUGUCGACAGAGCUCAAGAGAACCGAGGUGUCCGGGGGCCCUCAGCCGGAGGCCUCCCAGCCUCAGAGCGACGACGUUGACAGCACCAGCCACUCCGAGCCAGCUACCGAUUCUUUCCAUAAGCCAGAUGAGAGAAUCAUCUACAACGAGACGACCUCGGUCACUCGGUCGGUCGGUGUAUCACAAGGAGAAGAUUUGCACUACCUUUCUGGUUUUGAAAUGACCAACACAAUGGCUGGCGUUUCCAAAUUGGACCGUAGGCAGGGGAGGUCUGCUUUUGCGGGUCUUUCCCAUCCUACCGAUUUCUCGCGGGAGGAUGGCUUUCAUUCGACGGAGGACUUGGGGAGUUUGGGGUGGGAUUUCUCCCAACCAGAGAAGCCCAGCAGCACAUACCAACAGCCUGAUAGUAGCUAUGGAGUUUUCCCAGGAUAUAUUUAUCCCCCGCCCCCAGUCCCGUACGUGGGAUCUCACAGCUACUGGCCUGACAACGGCUACUGGGAUCCAAGGCUGACCAACCGACCUUCUGCCAUUAGUUACGAGCGUCUCCAAGGACAGGUCCCCGAUUCGCUCACUGAGGAUCACGAGGAGUACGAAGAAGUGGACCGAUGGGUGGACGAAUCCCAGCUCUAUUUCCCUGACCAGUCGGUGAAGUUCCAGUCACGGGACCCCAGGGAAAAGGGGUCGGUACAGGCCCACGAGAUCAGCAGCAACUCGGCUAAAGACUUCCCGAUGGCAAGAGAGAGAAAAGAGCAAGGGACUAAGGCAAUGGAAAGAAACGACAUGAAGGAACGAGGGCCAUUAAAGAAAAGGAUAACCGACUUGGGGAGCGAUUCGGAGAGCGAUGGGGGCUCCCAGGAAAGGAAGAAACUGAAAACAGAGAGCGAGCCAUUGACCAUCCUGCCCCAGGGUUCCCUGACGGAUCGUCCAUUGUGUUUUAUGGAAGACUUCCGGGACCCCCAGCGUUGGAAGGAGUAUGCCAAGGAAGGGAAAAUGCCCUGCUACUUCGACCUCAUUGAAGAAAACGUGUAUUUGACGGAAAGAAAAAAGAAUAAGUCGCACCGAGACAUCAAACGGAUGCUGUGUGAAUGUCCAACUGUUUCCAAAGAGGAACUAGCCCAGGGAGAGGCGGCGUGCGGAGAGGAUUGUCUGAACCGUCUCCUGAUGAUCGAAUGUUCCUCCAGGUGUCCCAACGGAGAGCAUUGUUCGAAUCGGCGGUUUCAGAGGAAGCAGCACGCAGACGUGGAAGUCAUCCUGACGGAGAAGAAGGGCUGGGGGCUCAGAGCAGCCAAGGACCUUCCUUCUAACACCUUUGUCCUCGAAUACUGUGGAGAAGUCUUGGAUCACAAAGAAUUUAAAACUCGAGUGAAGGAAUAUGCCCGAAGCAAGAACAUCCAUUAUUACUUCAUGGCCUUGAAAAAUGAUGAGAUAAUCGACGCCACGCAAAAAGGGAACUGCUCUCGUUUCAUGAACCACAGCUGCGAACCAAAUUGUGAGACACAGAAGUGGACUGUGAAUGGUCAGUUGAGGGUGGGUUUUUUCACCACCAAGCUAGUAACUUCCGGCUCGGAGCUAACCUUCGACUACCAGUUCCAGCGAUACGGCAAAGAAGCCCAGAAAUGUUUCUGUGGCUCCACCAAUUGUCGGGGUUACCUGGGCGGAGAGAACCGGGUCAGCAUUCGUGCUGCGGGAGGCAAAAUGAAAAAAGAGCGAUCGCGUAAAAAAGAUUCGGUGGAUGGAGAGUUAGAAGCGCUCCUAGAGAAUGGCGAAGGGCUCUCAGAUAAGAAUCAAGUCCUCAGUUUGUCCCGCCUGAUGGUGCGAAUUGAGACACCGGAACAAAAGCUCACGUGUCUCAAACUGAUCCAGAACCCCACUUCAGAUGAAGGAAGUAACGGGGAGCAAAGCAAGGCCGUCGAUCUCAAUUCGAAGAUGAAAGACCUCAGUGCCCAUGAUGCCGGGAAGAAGAUGGACACGAUAGAAGAAGGAGGAGGAAGAGGUGGGCUGGCCUGUUCCAUCAUCCCAGCCAUGUUGAAGAACAAGAAGAGGAUCAGAAAGGAGAAUAAAAGAACACCAGGGAUGAAGACAAUGACAGCAACACAGCAGGAAGGUCUCACUCACACAAUUGCACCCCAUACCAAGAUGUCAUCAGAGCCAGAGGACCCCACUUCAAAUGAAAGCAGCAGCAAAGAGACCAGAAUUGAUCUCAGUCAUACAAUGACAGCUGCCAAUACCCAGGAUGCCGAGAAGAAGGUGGAUCUGAUAGCAGCAGAAAAGGACCUGACUUGUUCCACCAUCUUGGCCAAUUUGAAGAAUAAGGAAGGGGUCAGAGAAGCCAUGAGUAGGUCACCAAGGACAGGAGACCAAAAGGAUAUCCCCCAAACAUCUAGACGCCUUACCAAGGUGCCUUCAAAGCGUAAGACCCUCAUUUCAACGGAAGGAGGCAGCAAGAAGAGAAAGAGGUCCAUCAGUCUUGAGCUGAAGAUGAAGAUCAUCAAAGCAUACCGUGCCAGGAAGAAGAGGAAGAUCAUAGCGAAAGAGAAAGGUCUGUCCUAUUCCACCAUCUUAAAAGAUAAGAAAAGGAUCCAAGGAGCCCUCAGGGUAUUACCAGGGACGAGAAAAAUUAUCACAAAAGCACGGAAACGCCUCCUAUGUCCACUCACACCCCACACCAAGACAUCUGCAAAGCCAAAGACCCCCAGUUCAGCAGAAGGGUGCAGUGAGACGUCUAGGAAAACUAUCAGUCUUGAUUUGAAGAUGAAGAUCAUCAAAGCAUACGAAGCUGGGACGAAGACGCAGAUUAUCGCUCAAGAAGAAGGUCUGGCCCGUACCACCAUUAUCACGAUUUUGAAAGAUCAGAAAAGGAUCAAAGAAGCUAUGAAAGAAUUACCAGAGACAAGAACAGUUAUCACAAAACCACAGGAGAGCCACAUCUACCCGCCCACAGCCCACACCAAUGUGUCUGCAGAUCCAAAUCCAGCCCCAUCUCCCCUCAAACCAAGAUGCCCACAAACCCAAAUCUCAACCAAUGUGUCUACAAAGCCUACCACCCCCAGUUCAGCUGCUAGAAGUGGCAAGAAGCGUAGGACAUCCAUCAAUAUUGAUCGGAAGAUGAAGAUCAUUGAAGCCUACGAAGGUGGGAAGAAAGUGACAGCUAUAGCCCGAGAAGAAGGCCUGGGACAUACCACCAUCUUCACAAUUUUGAAGGAUUCAAAAAGGAUCAAAGAAGCUUCGAAGGAAUUACCAGGCACAAGAAAAAUGAUAACGAGACGACAGAAAGCCGUCGACCACCCGGACUCGCCCCCUACCAAGGUGUCUAUAAACCCAGAGACCCCCACUUCAGCCAAAGGGAGUAUCAAGAAGCAAAGGAGGUCCUUUGAUCUCAAUUUCAAGAUGAAGAUCAUCAAAGCGAAUGAAGCCGGGAAGAAGGCGAAUCUUAUCGCCGAAGAAGAAGGCCUAUCCCGCACCACCGUCUGGACGAUUUUGAGGGAUAGAAAGAAGAUCCGAGAGCUGCUCAAAGGAUCCACAGGAAUGGACACCACCAUAACAAGGAACCGAAUGGGCCUCAUCCACCAGACGGAACAACUCCUGGUGCUUUGGAUCGAGGAUCAGAUCCGCAAGAGGGACCUGAUCAGCUUCCAUUGCAUUCAGGAGAAGACGCGUGGCAUUUUCGCCAUGCUGAAGGAGCGAGCCGGCGAGACGUGCACCAAAACCUUUGAUGCCAGCCGUGGUUGGUUUCUGCGGUUUCAGCGAAGAUUUAAUUACCGAAACAUACCCACCAAGGGGAAAACCACAGGCCUUGACCAAGAAGCUGCCCAACGGUUCCGGGACGAGCUUGAUAAUGUCUUGGCAGAAGAGGAAUAUCUUCCCGAACAGAUAUUCAGCGUGAACUCAAUCAGGUUAUCCUGGAAAAAAUUGCCAGAAGGCACCUACCUGCACCGAGAAACCCAAGCUAUGCCUGGAUAUAAAACCUUUCAUGACCGAAUGACCUUGCUGUUGGGUGGAAAUGUCGCUGGCUUCAAGCUGAAGCCAUUUCUGAUACACAAAUCGGAGGAUCCGUGUGCAUUCCAAAAGGACACCCUCCCCGUGCAUUACCAAUCUGAUCAGAAGAUUUGGAUGACUCACAUCGUCUUUGAGUACUGGUUGAUGACUUAUUUUGUACCCCAAGUCAAGGACUAUUGCUUGCAAAUGAGGAUUCCUUUUAAGAUUCUCCUGAUCUUUGGCAGCGCACCGGGACAUCCCUCGCAUCUGGACAAUCUCCAGGCAGAUGUGAAGGUUGUUUACCUGCCCAAAAACACCAGCCCUCUCCUGCAUCCGAUGGACCAGGGGGCCAUUGCGACAUUCAAGGCUUAUUAUUUACGGGAGGUCUUGACUGAAGCGGUAGCCGCGACAGAGAAGAGUAGGGUGAGCUUGAACGAGUUUUGGAGACGGUACGAUAUCCUCCAUUGCAUGGAAAAAAUUGUCACGGCAUGGCAGGGUGUUGGUGCAACAUGCAUGCAAGGCAUUUGGGAGAAGUGCUUAAAACGUUUCACGGAUCUCGUCAGAAACUUCGAAGGAUUUGACCCUGACGAAGAUUUGGAGAAAACAAACCAGAACAUUUUGACUCUCUCGCAAACCCUCGGUUUACAGGUUGAUGCUGAAGCCGUGAAAAAGUGGUUAGCGUCUAUGGAGGGAGAGCUUUCUGAUGAAGAUUUAAUUGAACUGAGGGAAAAAUUGUCAACUCAGGAGGUUGUGGAGGAAAAGGAAGAAGAAAAAAAGAAAGAAAGAAAGGUAAACAUUAAGGCAAAAAAAUUCACCAUGAGAAGACUGGCUUGUGUUUUCACGGAGGUUGACAUAAUCUUAUCAGAAUUAAAAAGCAUGGAUCCGGACAUAGAACGUUUUGAAAGGGUACGUGAGAGAAUCUACGAAAUUCUGCAGUGUUACCGUGAAAUAUACGAAAGCAAGAAGAGAAAGCAGAACGCAAACUAAAAAUUAGUGAGUCCUUUAAGAAAGUUAGUUCUUCCUUUCCUUUCCAGGGAUUGGAAUAAAACACCUAGACAAUAGUCACCCCUCAGCUAUGCCCGUGUAUCCGCAAUUUUCAAAAACACAGAAAAAAACUUUAAUUUGCCUUCAUUCAAAAAUGAUUAAUUUUGUGGUUUAUUUCUGAACAGUUUGAUCUUUGCAGGUCCUGUAACUGCAAAAAUCAGAUGUUGAACGUUUUAUUUUUAUAAAGCAACAUUAUGAUGGCCAGUUUUGUACUUGUGUAAUAAACCAACUUUUCGUA
Molecule: messenger RNA, 8949 nt
Organism: Pantherophis guttatus
Lineage: Eukaryota; Metazoa; Chordata; Lepidosauria; Squamata; Colubridae
Source: RefSeq, a predicted model, not a curated record